Molecule: messenger RNA, 1547 nt
Organism: Ruditapes philippinarum (Manila clam)
Lineage: Eukaryota; Metazoa; Mollusca; Bivalvia; Venerida; Veneridae
Exons: 3
Coding region: 1041-1547 (168 amino acids)
Source: RefSeq, a predicted model, not a curated record
AGGGAUCGCGAUAUUGUCUAUGCUUGAAUCAUUCAAAUCAUACAGAGUGAUCUACAAUAACACAUGUUCUGUGAUUUCGACAUCAUAAUGUUAAAAUACAUCUUGAUUGUUUUUUGAUAAGUUGCGACUGUACACUUGAAUGCAUACAUUAUGCUUCUUUGAGCAAGAAAUGAACUAAAACAAAUUUUAAAAGUGGAUAUAGUUACAUGAAAAACAAACAGGAUAUAGUGGAAAUGUGUUCAGAAGGACUUAAUUUUCUCAUUUUUCUUUAAUGGAAUCUAAGGAAGAUGCCUGCAUGCAUUUAAACAACGUGUCAAUGUUUGAUGGUGGAAUUUUGAAAAAAAAAAGCUGUUAUAUUUUUAGUGCAAAAGAAAAAAUAGGAAUUUUGAUGAUGGAUUUACCAAUUAAUUAUGAAAUAGUUAAUUCUUUAUAGUUGAUAAAAAGUAAACAGUUAGGGAUUUAAUGUGGCAGGCUCUAUUCACAAUGAUGGGAUUGAAAAAUUAGACGCAAAUUAGAACCAUUUAGAAAGUUUAUUUUUCACAAGAAAGAGUAAUAGUUUAAUAACGAUCACAAUAGAACUGUGACAUUGAGAGUGUAUUCAUUAGAAAGGAAGGUUCCGCAGUAAUUGACGUGUACGAAAAUGGAUUUUAUAGAAAUUGAAAAUGCAACGGAGGGUUUUAAUGAAUAGAUCAUGGAUUUAUAUUUCAAUUUACAAGAUGAGGAAAAAGAUAUAAAUUGAACUUGAUUUUUGAUAUUCAAUUAUUGAAUGCCCAUUUUGUAAUUUUAUUGGGUGUAAACAUAUCGUGCCAUCAGUUGGCGUUUUAGACAGCUGCCUUUGAGACAGUUAAAGGAGUAAUUAUAACAUAAAUGUAAUAUCAAUCUGAACAUACUGUAUAUUAAAUGUUUGAUGUUGAAUUGAAAUGUGAAGUGUGUACUUUGAUUUUUGAUGUCAAGCUUUAAGUGCGUAAUUAUUUGGAAAAAGCUUAAUAAUCAUAGGAGGUCUUGUGAUUUUAUUUAAUUAUCAGUGUUGUGAAUUAAAAAUGUAUCCGUUAACUAAGGCAACAACUCAGUAUAAUUUCUCCGCCUUGGAGAACUCAGAGGAUGUUGUAGAAAAUGGGGAGACAGAUGAAUAUAUAUAUGUUGAUGACCCAAAAGAAGGCAAUGCCAGUAGUGCAGAGGAAAAUGUGGAAAAGGAGGAGAAAAGUAAAAUUCAAAGACUAAGUAAGUCUGCUGGGCCGGCAAUGUCGUAUAUGCGUGCAAAGGCCCGCAGAUUGAGCAAAGAGAAAAGAGAAAAUGAUUCAGGGAAUAUUUCUGAUGAUAAUGACUCAUGUUUCUCAUUACCAUGGAGAUAUGUUCCUGGAAAUAUCAUGGAGGAGUUAGAAUUUUUCAAAAAUGCAGCGAAAGUGAAGGCAACUAGUACUGGUAAACUGCUUGACACCAGGAAUGAUGCAGUGGCUAAACUGUGCUUUGGUAAAUUCAGUGUGGCUUACUGCUGUGAUGUGGAGAGAAAACUGCUAACAUCACCAUCAGAAAACUUAGACCUUUGA